Molecule: messenger RNA, 2420 nt
Organism: Xenia sp. Carnegie-2017
Lineage: Eukaryota; Metazoa; Cnidaria; Anthozoa; Malacalcyonacea; Xeniidae
Product: sushi, von Willebrand factor type A, EGF and pentraxin domain-containing protein 1-like
Exons: 11
Coding region: 110-2215 (701 amino acids)
Biological process (GO): proteolysis; complement activation
Cellular component (GO): extracellular region
Molecular function (GO): serine-type endopeptidase activity
Source: RefSeq, a predicted model, not a curated record
GCGUAAUGGACGAGGGAUCGUCUGACAGCAUUCAUUUGAAUGGCUAUCGUACUUUAGUAACAUAUCAAAAUAUUCUAUCAAAUACAGAUUUGGCCACAUCAGGUAAAAAAUGAAUGGCACCUUGCAAUUACUCCUUUGCUUCGCUGGUCUUUUUGUUCUCGUUAUUAAUGCUAAAAGACGUGACUGUUCUCGGCCCAAACUUCCUUCAUCGCUUUUUAUUUAUCGCUUGAGCAAAGGCGCGAAAAAAUCACAAAAUCGCUACAAACAUGGUGAUUGGGUGUUCCUACGAUGCAAAAACAACGGUCUAAUGAUUGGCCCCUCGUUGAGAAUGUGUAAAUCAGGCACGUGGAUUGGGAAAGAAACUAAAUGCAUUGUGAAACGAAAGACCCAUGUUGUGAGAUGCAGGAGGAUUAGGUACCUCAAAAAUGGUAAUAUACAUGGAAGCAGACGUGAAGUGGGAGCAGUGUUACGAUUUUCAUGUUUAAAUGGAUACAAUCUAUUGGGACCAAAACGGCUAACUUGUCUAUCAAAAGGAAACUGGAGUGGCGAUUUCCCUCGAUGUUUAAAGGAUAUUAAUUGCCCAAAUCUCACGACUCCCGAAAACGGCACUCGUCAGGGAAGCAUAUUUAAAUAUGGAAGAAGGGUAUUAUUUACUUGCAAUGCCGGUUACCACCUGCGGGGCUCAAAGUUACGUAAGUGUAUGUCUAACGGAAAGUGGAGUGGAGAAGAAGCAACAUGCGUAAAAAUGGAUACGGCAAUGGAAUUGGCAGAAAUUGCAGAGAAUUUGCGUAAGAACUUUGUAAACAAGUUUAAUUUGGUGACAGUGGACAGUCGGGCAAGAAUAGGAAUAUCCUCUGGUGCUUCCGGUUUGGACUUUGUGUUUGUACUGGACAGUUCAGCUAGUGUAGGAGAAACAAAUUUUAAACGAGGAAUCGAGUUUGUGCAAACAAUUAUUAAAGAGUACGGAGUGUCCAGCAAGCCACAAGGCACUCGAGUAGCAAUUGUAACUUUUAACAGCGUUGCAUCAAUUAAAUUCAACUUGGCAACCAAUGUGAUUACAGAAACCAGUCAAGCUAUGAAGGAAUUAGGUAAUAUCAAAUUUCAAGGAGGCGGAACGAACACUGAAGCUGCAUUGAGUGAAGUUUUUCAUGGCGUUGCUCCUGAAGCCAGGGAAAGAAGUCACAAAGUCAUUUUUCUUAUAACAGAUGGUCGCUCAAAUACUGGCACUAAUCCAAAACAUUUUGCCGCUCGUCUACGAGAAAGAAACUAUGAAAUAUUCGCCAUAGGAAUUACAAAAAACGCCGAUAUGGAUGAGUUAAAAAGCAUUGCAUCACUCCCGUACAGAUCGCAUAUUCACUUGUUAGCAAACUACGAAACACUAGAUAAGCUAAAGGAUUUAAUAAGUGGAGUUGGAAAUGAUUCAUGGGCCUGUGGUCUGGCUGGUGAUAUUAACAUUCGCGGUAAUUUGAAGGCACCGUACCAUAAAACAGCCCGUGACGAUGCAUGGCCAUGGCAAGCAGCUAUUUACAUUGACGCUUUAUACAAAUGCGGUGGAGCACUAGUUGCUGAACAGUGGGUCCUCACGUCGAGCAAUUGUUUCGAUAAGAAAAUGCUUAAAAACCUCACGGGUCAUACCGUUAAAGUCGUUUUAGGGGAACACGAUCGUUUCGAUGAGGCUGGUACUGAACAAACAUACGAAGCCAUCAAAUUAUUCCGAGCUCCGAAAUUUGCAAAAGGUGGCAGGGCUAAUUUGGUUUUGAUCAAACUUAAUCAUCCAAUUAAGCAAACUGCAUAUGUGCGUACAGUGUGUUAUGACGAAGAUAAGAAAAGUACUUUAAUAUGGCCCACCCAUUACGGUGUUGUCACAGGAUGGGGAUCGACGACAAAAGGUAGAAACGGUACGGCGACAAUCCCAGCUUCAGACGAACUUCAUCAAACUGUCGUCAGAUUUGUUUCGGAACGAGAGUGUUAUAAAAAAUUUAGUGCUAGAAAAGUCAGAAAAAACUCUUUUUGUGGAAGCAGUCAGCAGAGAAUUGUUGAUAAUUGUAUUGGGGAUACGGGUGGACCUGUGGUGGUGAGAUUGUCAGACGACAAAUGGAUUUUAGUUGGUGUCAUUAGAAUCAAUGAAGGCUGUACCGCUAAUUCCAAGUAUUCAUUGUUCACAAAAGUUGGUAAAUUCUCGAAAUGGAUAGGCGAUAUUAUUUCAAACAACUAACCUAAUGCACGCCAACUAAAUAUCAUGUAGCAUCUGCAGUUGCUUACGAUUUACAAAAACCAUAUAGAAAUAGACACAACGAUGUGUUUUAUAACAAAGGCAAAUAUAAUUAUAAGUUAAAUAGAUGGAAUGUUACUUAACAAAAAGAAUGAUAGCAUAAUGUUUUAUCCAACAAAUACAAAACGUAAAAUGUUGCAUUGUGGAA